Messenger RNA from Epinephelus moara (kelp grouper), 3856 nucleotides. RefSeq names its product melanocortin 4 receptor (gene mc4r). Lineage: Eukaryota; Metazoa; Chordata; Actinopteri; Perciformes; Serranidae. Gene Ontology annotation, biological process: G protein-coupled receptor signaling pathway. The transcript has a single exon. Bases 471 to 1454 code for a protein of 327 amino acids. Gene Ontology annotation, molecular function: melanocyte-stimulating hormone receptor activity. The record is from RefSeq and is a predicted model, not a curated record. Gene Ontology annotation, cellular component: membrane.
ACCACAGUAGCUUACAAAGUGAUGAUCUGCCUGCACUCAUACGGCAAGCUUGUACGCUCUGAUCUCUCUGCCUCUCAUAUUCUCGCUCAUUGUUAAUCAGCGGCACACAUGCUCCUUCCUGCACGCAACUCUCUGCUUCACUCCUUGCUCACAUCUUUUUAGGGAACAUUUAUUUCAACUUCUCACUGAGUGGAGAGAUUAGAGGAGAGCACUGGGAUUGUUUCUGGCUGAGAGCAAACACAGCAGCAGACGUUUGAAGAUAACUGCCUGUCUUGGCAAACCUAAAGGGUGAAAAAAGGGAAGAAAGAAGUGUUUUUUUUCAUUCUCUUUCAAGAGUGCAGAGGUUGUCCUCCAGAUAAUGAGGAUAACUGAGGAACACACACGCUGAGAUUUGAACAAAUCAGAUGGACCAAUAACAACAGAAAGAAAAGACCAAACCCAAGAGGACAGAGGAUUUAAAAGGAGACAUUAUGAACACCACAGAGAACCAUGGAUUGAUCCAAGGCUACCACAAUAGGAACCAAACCUCAGGCACUUUGCCACUUAACAAAGACUUACCAGCCGAGGAGAAGGACUCAUCGGCAGGAUGCUACGAACAGCUGCUCAUUUCCACAGAGGUUUUUCUCACUCUUGGCAUUCUCAGCCUGCUGGAGAACAUUCUGGUUGUUGCUGCUAUAGUUAAAAACAAGAACCUUCACUCGCCCAUGUACUUUUUCAUCUGUAGCCUCGCUGUUGCUGACAUGCUCGUCAGUGUCUCCAACGCCUCUGAGACUAUCGUUAUAGCACUCAUCAACGGAGGCAACCUGGCCAUCCCUGCCACGUUGAUCAAAAGCAUGGACAAUGUGUUUGACUCUAUGAUCUGUAGCUCUCUGUUGGCAUCUAUCUGCAGCUUGCUGGCCAUCGCCGUCGAUCGCUACAUCACCAUCUUCUACGCUCUGCGAUACCACAACAUCGUCACCCUGCGAAGAGCGAUGCUGGUCAUCAGCAGCAUCUGGACGUGCUGCACCGUUUCCGGCAUCUUGUUCAUCAUUUACUCAGAGAGCACCACAGUGCUCAUCUGCCUCAUCACCAUGUUUUUCACCAUGCUGGUGCUCAUGGCGUCACUGUACGUCCACAUGUUCCUGCUGGCGCGUUUGCACAUGAAGCGGAUCGCGGCGCUGCCAGGCAACGGGCCCAUCCACCAGCGGGCCAACAUGAAGGGCGCCAUCACCCUCACCAUCCUCCUCGGGGUGUUUGUGGUAUGCUGGGCGCCCUUCUUCCUCCACCUCAUCCUCAUGAUCACCUGCCCCAGGAACCCCUACUGCACCUGCUUCAUGUCCCACUUCAACAUGUACCUCAUCCUCAUCAUGUGCAACUCCGUCAUCGACCCCAUCAUCUACGCCUUUCGCAGCCAAGAGAUGAGAAAAACCUUCAAAGAGAUUUUCUGCUGCUCGCACGCUCUGUUGUGUGUGUGAGCUGCCUGUUGAGUGUCAGCAGAGCUCCCACUUCGACGGAUACACUCAGCAAUUUAAAUGACACUGACGAAGACUUUGAGAUUUUAAGCUGUAAUCACUGUGGACUGAUGUGACUUGCUGUGCCCUGUGCUCUCUGAGCCGGCUGUAAAUGAUUAAUAAGUAGGGCGCUUGCCUUUGGUUUCAUGAGUCAGGUUGCUAAAGAGGUAGGUUUACAAACCCCCUGUAAAAUAGAGUUCCGCUUUGUAGACCAAUGCUAUUUUGUUUUGUAGUAAGCGCCGUUCUAAAGUGCAAUUUGAAGUAAAUGCUAACCAGCAUGUAUAUUACAAAUACACAUGCUCAAACUGUGGUUCAUUUACAAAUCCUUUCUCUUUCUCCCUCUGAAAUCUACCUACAACACUUUUCUUGUUCACUGUGAAAGCAAAUCAAAAGUACUCUGAGUUAUGUUUAAAAUCUUUAUGUAUCUACAUGGAUAAUAGCACUUAAAUGUCACAGCUGUUGCGCCAUGAUGCCACAGUGCGUGUACAUGUCCAGCAAAGAGAUUUACAUAGUAUAUGACACACUACCUCCAUAUUUGAGAGUCUAAUCCACCUCACAGCAGAAGCUAUGAGAGUAUAUUGCACACUGCAAGCAAAGAUAGGUAUAUCCUUAGCAUAUACUCCUUUUGUUUUGUAUUGCAAUGAAUGCGAAGAUAUAUAUAUAUAUGACAUGGGAUCACUGAUUUAUUAUAUGCCAAUUACGGAGGAGAUGAAGGCAAAUACAGGGUACAACCUGCUCAGCUUUCACCUUUAUUUUAAAGGUGGCAUUUUUCUUAGUUUAAAGUAAAGCCAUCACCGCAAAAAUCCGACACAGGGGGAAACACAUUGUUUAAAACUUUGCAGCAAUGAGGUGUGAUUUUCCAAGCUGCUCUAAAAAGAUAAAAACACUGACAUCAAACUACAUGCUUCAGGAAAUCACAAAAUAAGAGCACAAACAAAUAAUGCCAUUUUUGCUCUUUGCUCAUCUGCUGUUUCCUGUGUCUGAUCUGCUCAGCUUAGUAACCACAGGCUGUUUUCUUAUGCCUACGCAUGAUGUUUAUUGACUGGGAUCUUAAAUACAGGGUUGUAAAAUCACUCACUGGUAAUGAGGGUAAAUGCUUAUAUAGCCUCAUUGUAGAUUGUACUGAAAAACAAAUUUCAGGAGACAAAAAGAUUUAUUCGUGACUUUAAAGAGGGAAAGUCAGGGAAAUGUGUCAGGCACAAAAGAUGGGGUCCAUGUCAUUGGUCCGACAGCCCAUUGGUCCGACAUCCCAUUAGUCCGACGGUCCACGGUGCUGAACAGCUCCCGGCGGGCGUAUUUCUACCUUGAUGGUGCGCUGCGACCGGCUCUGGGUCAGCUGGGAAAGGCUUGGGGCGAAGCAGGCUCACGGCUUAAGUGUUUGUCACUUUCUUUUUCAUUUUAACCCACACCAUGAUCUUUUCCUGACCCUAACCAAGUGGUUUUUGUGCCUAAACCUAACCAGACCUUAACCACAGGGCAUCAUGAUGAUUUUGGAACAACGGGACUUCGGAACAAUGGGUUUAAUAUGGUGGGAACAAUGGGAUGUCGGACCAAUGGGCUGUCAGACCAAUGGGCAGUUCCCCAAAAGAUGGUACUUCAUAAGCAUUUCUUGUUUAGAUUUUAUUUGUUUGUUUGUUGUUUGUUUGUUGUUUUUGAUCAUUUGCACCUUGCACCUGCAAAUUUACACCCUAACUAAUCAAGGAUGCAGUUUUUAUAGACCCUCACCUUUGAUCUCCCCUUUGCAGCAGAGCGUCAGAUCCCAGGGAAGAACAGUUUAAUGUCUGCAAAUCAUGAAAUUUAUCCAAGCGAAUGGCUAAAACAAGCCCUUCACAGACCUGAUGACACAUCUGUCAGUCUGCACUGACUCAUGACAUUUGUUGAUUUCCAAUCUAAGCUCUUGUGUACUUGUGAUCUGUGUAGGUAUUUGUGUAAACUUGCACAUGUGGGUUUGUUCUCACUCUCAGCAUGUACGUGUGACGAUACAGAGAUCUAUUUUUCAUUAUGUGUAUGUAAAAGGGACAGCUUUUACUGAAUGUAUUUUUAUGUAUGUGUUUUGUGCUAUUGCCUUAAAUAUGUUGCACUGUGAUGUAAAGAGCAACCUCACCCUCUGUGACAGUAUUUAAGAAACUGAUGUGAUCAGUCUUUAUAUGUUUGUAAGUGCUAUUUUCAAUAUUGCCUUAUUUAUUUAUGCCUUUUAAACUCAAAGUGCAUUUCUGAGCUCAUAAAAACACGCAAGAAAACUGCUGUAAACGGGUUUCCCAUUUUCUGUUAAAAGCUUUGCCUGCAAUUUGAUUUAUGCGUGCUGAUAUGAAGCUGUUGCUUGACCAAUGCAUCCUCUGUGAAUCACUGCUGCAAAGUAACUUCAA